GUACUAUACUACAGUACCGUACUCAAUCGUAACCGUACUGUUUCUGUUGACAACGAACACGGCGAUCGACAGCACAUGUGUUCCGAAGCACUAAUGAUCUAUUAAAAAUUAAUCAAGAGGUCGUGAUGAAUCGUAAAAUAAAAUUUCAAGAUGCUGAUAGAAAUGUAUCCAGCUAUGAUCUAGACGAUGCAUCCGAUUCCGAGGAGGACUAUUCAAAGGAAGAGAAGCGUUUGUUAGAAAAAGUACGAAAGAAAAGAACUGUUGAAAAUUUUGACAGUGAAGACGAAAUUUAUGGGCUCCAAGAUGAAGGCGAUGAGGAUGGCGACGAUGACGAUGAGGAUGAUAUUGGAGAUGAUGGAUCCGAUUCUAUGAAAUCUGAUAUUGAAGGAUUACAGGAAGAUGAUGAUCUACCAGAUGAGAGAGCUUGGGGAAAGAAAAAGAAAGCGUUUUAUUCUACGGAUUAUAUUGACCAGGAUUAUGCAUCUACAAAUCAACAAGAUCUGGAAGCUGCUGAAAUUGAGGAACAAGAGGCAAGAAAUAUUCAAAAGAGAUUAGCAGCGCAGUUAGAUGAGGCGGAUUUUGGACUAGACUUAAUAGAAGCCAAGGAGAAUCAGCCAGAAAAUGAAAAACAGGAAGAGCAAAUAGUCAAGACCGACCUAAGCCAGCUCAGCAAGAGACAAAGACAGGAGUUAGUUUUGAAAGAAAGUCCAGAAUUUGUAGGACUUGUAACAGAUUUGAGAGAACGCCUUACAGAAGCACAGGACAUUUUAGAACCGUUUCUGAGAUUGGUGAAAAAUAUUAAGUCCUCAGAUUCUGUUGGCCUAACUUUCAUAACAACAAAAUACCAUACAAUUCUCAAUUACUGCACCAACAUAUUAUACUAUUUAUCACUGAAGGCAAACAGAACGCCAGUUAACUCUCAUCCAGUUAUCAAACGGCUUGCACAGUACAAACAACUUCUGAAUCAGUUAGAAUCUGGACAGGGAACAUUACUCCAGGAAGUUGUUAAAAUAUUAGAAGCUUCCAAAAAGGGUCAACCGCUUUAUGGUUUAGACAAUACUGAAUUCAGUGUCAGCCAGAAGAGGCUGGCAUCUGUUUUGUCCAAUGAAAGAGUUAAGCGAGUCAAGAAAAAUACUGAAUUUAUUGAACAGGAAAUACCGACUGAAGAAUUGGAAAUAGAAGAGCACAAAGAUAAUGAAACAGAGAUUGAUGAAAAUGACAAUGAUAAUGAAAACCAGGAACCUAAGGUUGCGGAUGGUGCAGACAUGGAUGGCAAACGGGCUAUCACAUAUCAAAUCGCAAAGAAUAAGGGAUUAACACCUUACCGGAAGAAAGAGCUACGUAAUCCAAGAGUUAAACAUAGAAACAAGUAUCGCAAAGCCAAGAUACGCAGGAAGGGAGCGGUUCGAGAAGUGAGGAAAGAAAUCACGAGAUAUGGCGGAGAACUCUCUGGAAUAAAGGCCAGCGUUACCAAGAGUAUCAAGCUGAAAUGAAUUAGUUAAAAUCUGGGCAUUGUAAAUAAUGAGAAUUAAAAAAAACAGAUUCAAUCGA
Athalia rosae (coleseed sawfly) is the source of this 1551-nucleotide messenger RNA. It is a transcript of the gene Sas10, whose product is annotated as something about silencing protein 10. Gene Ontology annotation, cellular component: small-subunit processome; nucleolus. Gene Ontology annotation, biological process: maturation of SSU-rRNA from tricistronic rRNA transcript (SSU-rRNA, 5.8S rRNA, LSU-rRNA). The record is from RefSeq and is a predicted model, not a curated record. The transcript is spliced from 4 exons. NCBI's taxonomy places the organism in Eukaryota, Metazoa, Arthropoda, Insecta, Hymenoptera, Athaliidae. The coding region runs from base 126 to 1493 and encodes 455 amino acids.